GAUCAGCGGUGUGGCACACAGGAGGAGCAGUCUGUGUGUGUCUGUGGAUUAAGAAGCAUAUCAGUUGACAGUAAAGUUGGAGAUUCUGCAGUUGAGAAUGAAGAUCUUGGUUUUCCUGGCCCUCCUGGGUCUACACAGUGCAGCGGGAGUGACUCACUCUCUGAAGUAUUUCUACACUGGGUCCUCUCAAGUCCCAAACUUCCCAGAGUUUGUGACUGUCGGAUUGGUUGAUGAUGUUCAGAUGAUUCACUAUGACAGCAACACCAAGAAAGCUGAACCCAAACAGGACUGGAUGGACACAUUUUCAGCAGAUAAUCCACAGUACUUGGCAGGUCAAACUGAGGGCCUUAAGGGUACCCAACCGGUCUUCAAAGGCAACAUUGAAACUUUAAAGCAGCGCUUCAACCAAACUGGAGGUGUCCAUGUUUACCAGAACAUGUACGGCUGUGAAUGGGAUGAUGAGACUGGAGAGGUUAAUGGAUUUCAUCAGUUUGGUUAUGAUGGAGAAGACUUCAUAGUGUUUGACCUGAAGACUCUGACAUGGAUCGCUCCCAAACAACAAGCUGUCAUCACCAAACACAAGUGGGACAAAGACAAAGCCUUCAAUGACUAUUGGAGCAACUACCAUAGUGAGAUCUGCGUUGACUGGCUCAAGAAGUAUGUGAACUAUGGGAGGAGCUCUCUGAUGAGAACAGAGCUUCCCUCCACACAUUCUCUCCUCCAGAAGACUCCCUCCUCUCCAGUCAGCUGCUUCGCUACAGGUUUCUACCCUGACAGAGUCAUGAUGUUCUGGAGGAAAGAUGGAGUUGAGCUUCAUGAGGACGUGGAACGUGGAGAGAUCCUCCCCAACCAUGAUGGAUCCUUCCAGAUGAGUGUUAAGCUGGACGUUUCAUCAAUCGCACCUGAAGACUGGAGGAAGUACGAAUGUGUGUUUCAGCUCUCUGGUGUGAAGGACGACAUCAUCAUCAAUCUGGAUGAAAUAAGAAAGCCUGGUUUCCCUCUUGGUGCUGUUAUCGGAGGUGUUGUUGUACUGCUGCUCCUGGUAGUCGGCAUCGUUGGAUUCUUCCUCUGGAAAAAGAACAAGAAGGGAAAGGAAGGAUUUAAACUUGCCAGCACUUCUGACACCAGCUCCGACAACUCUCAGCAACAGAUUCCAAAAGCCUGAAUAACAAACACACCAACCUGCACACAGAAACCAGUGAAGAUCAGAAGAGGACGAUGAACUCUAGUAAUUGACUGUAAAUAUUCUUUUUCACAGAAUUUCUGCUUCUGAUUGACAAAAUUUCACAAACCAUCUUUAAUUGAAUACUGAGAUUAAAGUAAUUGAACCUGUUGUUUCAUCUUUAAUCAUCAUUUACUGUGUUUACCUUCAUUCCUGCUGCGACUGCUGUUAAACGCAGGUUGUCUUCUGUUAAACUUGUGACAGUCGUAGCUAGAAGCAUCACUUUCCUUCACUGUGUGAGUUAAACACAUCUGGAGAGAAGUGAUGCGACUGUCCGGAUGUUUCUGCAGAUGUUUUGUAGAUGUUUUAUUUUGUCACUGCAGCAGCUUCCAGAUACCAAAAACAUGAGCAGAGAAACAAGAAAGAGCUCAGAGUCACAUCAUGUUUGUUUCUUAAUGUCCAUAAACAGAAUCUGGUGUUUGAAUUCAUACUCAGCUAUGAUAACAUUAAAUGAUUUUCCUUUUAUCACAGAUGAGGUUAUAAAACACUUUAAAUGAAGCAGACUUUGGUU
Messenger RNA from Scomber scombrus (Atlantic mackerel), 1733 nucleotides. Its product is annotated as major histocompatibility complex class I-related gene protein-like. Gene Ontology annotation, cellular component: external side of plasma membrane. Lineage: Eukaryota; Metazoa; Chordata; Actinopteri; Scombriformes; Scombridae. The transcript is spliced from 8 exons. The record is from RefSeq and is a predicted model, not a curated record. Bases 98 to 1165 code for a protein of 355 amino acids. Gene Ontology annotation, biological process: immune response.